Pungitius pungitius (ninespine stickleback) is the source of this 942-nucleotide messenger RNA. RefSeq names its product hairy-related 5 (gene her5). NCBI's taxonomy places the organism in Eukaryota, Metazoa, Chordata, Actinopteri, Perciformes, Gasterosteidae. The record is from RefSeq and is a predicted model, not a curated record. Gene Ontology annotation, molecular function: DNA-binding transcription factor activity, RNA polymerase II-specific; RNA polymerase II cis-regulatory region sequence-specific DNA binding; protein dimerization activity. Gene Ontology annotation, cellular component: nucleus. The transcript has 3 exons. Gene Ontology annotation, biological process: regulation of neurogenesis; anterior/posterior pattern specification; regulation of transcription by RNA polymerase II. Bases 244 to 807 code for a protein of 187 amino acids.
UAUGAUUACGCUCCCUUUAACAAUCACAGUCGAGAUCGGAAGUGAAAAAAUGGUGAAAAGAAUUAGGAUCAGAUUGAAAUAGAUUAAAAUCCCCCUUCAGUGGCCCGGGUGCUCUGUGAAGGUGAGGGGCGUGUCCCGCAGAGGCGUGGCUGUGCGCCGGGAUAACAACAAGCAGCAACGCGGGUGCAACCGGUGCUGUUUGGAUUCACUUUGGGAACGAUUGGACACGAGUCAACUCUGAGCAUGAAAGCUUUAACUUCACCAGAGUCUCACAGGCCAAGGAGUAUGAGGAGGGUCCCUAAACCUCUGAUGGAGAAACGAAGACGGGAGCGGAUCAAUCAAAGUCUGGAGACAUUGCGACUUCUGAUGCUGGACAACACACAGGACGAGAAACUGAAAAAUCCAAAGGUGGAGAAGGCGGAGAUCCUGGAUAGUGUGGUGAAUUUCCUCAAGAUGGAGAAGGAUCGCCGUUCCACGUCCGGGGAGCAGAAACCCAAAUCUACCCCCCAGCACAGCUUUCAAAACGGCAUGAGGUCCUGUCUGCUGAGGGUCAGCCGCUUCAUAGCCAGCAAGAGCCAGGAGUUGGAGGACACCGGGGAGGCCGCGAAUCAGGCUUCUCUCCCGCUUCCCGAUCCGCAGACACAUCCAUCAUCACCUGGAAACAUCCACAUGGCGCAGGCCUCUCAGAAUCUGGAGCAGCAACACUGCCAGCGUACUGGCCUCCACUGUGACACCAGGGAGCUGCUCUCCCCCCUGGCCGCCUUUACGCACAUAAGCGAUCCUGUGUGGAGACCCUGGCCUCAGUGACAUUGUACUUAGAAGUAGAAAUAUACGCCCACAGACUGUUAAUAUGUAUUCCCGCUUGACUUAUUGUGUAUAGUGAAGAUAUUUUCCAUGAAAACUCAAUAUUUCUCCACCUCCGUGUGGUGUUUUUUCUUUAGG